UGCGCGUGAUGCGUGCGUGUGGGCACGCUCGUGCACCCACCUGUGCACUGUACAGGUACGGGGAGGGUGUGGGGGUUCAGUAUUUAUCGAUAAUACAUGAGGGUGUCAGCGUUACUGGUGCGUGGGGAGGCGCCCAGCCCUGUCCCUGCCGUAAUGUCCCCAGGACGUGAUGGGAACAGGGGACCAAAGCCACCUGGGGAAGGGCAGCAUGAGACAGCCGCCGCGUGGGGACUUGGCUGCUGGGUGCUGCAAGGGUCUGGUCGUGGGGGGAGGCUCUGCUCAGCUCUGAGCCCCCAAAAUGCCCCCGAGCCUUUCUGAGAGACCACGUCUGCCUGCUCCCCGUUCCAGCCUUGUCUUUGCCAGCUGUGGGGUGUUGUCAGGGAGCCUCGAAGCCCCCAGCACCCAGGGGUGGUGGCACCGCGAGCGGCUCGCUGCGUCCCCGCGACGUCCCCAGCCUGGCCAAACGGUGACCGCCGGGCUGGCCCCGGUGGGGCCCCGUGGGACGGGUUUGUGUCCCUGCGUGGGCUCCCAGCACCUGGCGUCGGUGUCCGUGGGGCAGGAUCGCAGCCGUGCCUCACCCCGGGGCGCUGCCGGCACCGGCACGGCGCCUUCCCCCCGAGUGGCACCGCCACCAUUGUGCGUGCACACCGUAAUACAUCAUUUAGAGACGGACAGGUAUUAAGAUACAUUAUGGAUAACUCACGGAGAGAGACGCUAUUAAUAAUACAGACACAUACAGAGGGAAGAAAGUGCACACUUGAUUUCCAUGUUGCUACCAGGAGUUGUGAGGCUGGCUCUGGCUGCCUCUUCCCACACGUGACUGCAACACAGUGGGUAGCUGACAGCCCAGAGAGCCUGGCUUGGGGCCAGGAAAAAGCAGAAAACACAAUGUCUGUGCAUAUCCUCUCUCUUAAAAUAACACUCCAACACCGUCUGAGACGAAUUAAAAUAAGAUCAGGAGCGGUCUCGCGGAGAGAGAGAGAGAGACGGAGGGAAAAAGGCAGGCAGGGGAACGGCCAGGGCUGGGUUGCUUCAGACACUGCCACCCGCCCGCAGCCUCCCGCCAGCUCUCGCGGGGAAGGAGGGGGCUCGUUUGCAGGGCUGGAGUUUAAAAUAAAAAGGCGAGAGAGAGAAAGAGAGAGAGAGAGAGAGGAGAAAAGGCGCAGGCGAGCGGGAGAGCAAAUCCCCGGCCGCGGCGGGGAGGGGAGAGAUUCCUGCCGUCGUGUGCGCUGGAUGUCCAGCACAUGUCUGUCCUUUGGAGGGGAGCCUUGGCAGGGCGGGGGAUGCGAGCGCAGCCUGCAUGAUGGAGAGCAUCAGGAAUUUCCUGCAGCUGAGGAACACACCAAAUACCAGAGUGCAAGGGAGAGCGGAGGGGAGCAGGGUGCCGGGGGGAGCGGAGGGCUUGGAACAACCCGCGGGCAGGGGGCAGAGGGGUUGGGGGCUUUGGGCGGCGGGGAGGUGGGGGGGGGGGGACCUGGCGCUUCGGUGCUUUUUCCAUCUGUUUGCCUGUCGGUGGGUUUUUUCCGCUCGCUUUUUGAAGGCAGGGCUCGGCCGGAGGCUGGCGGUGCCCUGCGGUGCUGCCUCGCCGCCGCGGGCCCCUCGCCGCCCUGCUCUCCUCCCCCUCCCCAGCACGGGUUUGGGAUAUUUUGGGGCUUUUACGUCUUUUCCUCCCUUCUUUCUCCCCCCCUCCCCAGCCUUCCCCCGGUUAUCUGGCGCGGCGCCGGGGGACGUGGGGUUGGCGACGCCGGGGGACAUGGGGUCGGUGACACUGGGGGACGUGGGGUUGGUGACGCUGGGGGACGUGGGGAGCCGGGGCCACAUCCCGCACCCUGCACCUCUCCCACGGGGCUGAAUCCUGCUCAGGCAUCAGCCUGGAAGGACGGGCACAUCCCCGUGGGCACCACCUUCGGGGUGCCCAGGUGCGAGCGCUUUGCGAGGCGCCCUUCGUCGCGCUCCCUCCUCUUCCUCGCCCGCGUGGGCCCGGCUGGGUUAAACAAACCCAAAAGCCACCGGGGGCGGGCGGCAGAGCCCCGGCGGCGCGGCGAGGCUGCGUCCAGGUGCAGGCUGACCUCUCCUCUUGCAGCUCCCCCUGCAUCCCGCUCCGCGCCGGGGGCUCCCUCGGGGAUGCUGGGGGGCCGGAGGGGAGGAGAGAUCAGAGGGGGCAUCGAGCAGCGCCGGAUCCAGGUAGCCAGGAGGUCGCUCUGAAAAUCUGGAAGUGGAGUUCGGUGGCGCUCAGCCGAGCGGCGAGAGCUGUCUCCUGCUUCAGGGCGGAGAGGAGGAGGAGGAGGAGGAAGGAGAAGGAUGCAGCGGAGGGAGCGGGGGGCAGAGAGGCCGUGUGUGUGUGUGUGUGUGUGCGCCCCCCGUUGUGACCGCCGGGUGUCCCCGCGCCGUCCCCGUGCCCCAGGGGGAUGCUGUGCCCGUGCAGAGCAUCCCUAGCAAAGCGGGUGGGGGGCAUCCGGCGGGGCCGAGGGGGUGCAGAGGAGGCACAGCACCGCGAGCGGUGGCCAAAGGCCGACCACGCGGCCCCGUCGCCGCCUGCCUCCCGUUCUCAUCCACUCCAGGCCACGCGCCCCCCCCCCCAUUCUGGGGUGAGCCGUGCCCCACACCUGCCGGGGGCUGCGGGGGCCCGGGGAUGCUGAGCAGGCGCUGAGCUCAUUAGCAGGCUCCAGCCUCCCCUGCACGGGGGUCAGAGAGCAGCAGCCGGGGGCAGGGGGCGUGGGGAGCGCGGCCGGAGGCGCUUUGUGUGGACUGGCAGCGGGGCCCCCCCCCGGCCCGCUCCCCCCGGCCCCUCGCCGGCUGUGUGCCCCCAGCCUCCCUGCCCGGCACGGAUGAGGUCCCCCGGCCCCUUGCGUGACGGGAAUCUGUCCUGGCCCCGCUCACUGCGCCGGCUGACGGCCCUUUGAUCUCCAGCACCGCCACGGCACCAGGGCUUUGGUUGCACUGACCAAGGGGGGGGGGGGGGGUUGCACCUUGGAUCCCCCCACCCUGGUGACAAGGGACAGCUUUGCGCGGUGUCACCCUGCCCGGGCAGGAGGCGCAAAACCCCUGCUCGGCCCAAGGGUGGCUUCUCCCUCGUUAGCCACCAGCUGCUAAUUGUCCCCUCUGCGACGCCGUGCCAUGGUGGUGGUGGUGGGGGGGCCCUUCUCCGCCAUCCCCUGCUGUCCCCACGGCCCCGCCGUCCCCUUGGGGACACGUGGCCCUGCCGGGGGCACCGCCAGCCCGGCGUUUGCUGGGGGUGGCCGGCGGGGAGGUGGCCGGGGGGGGUGCCACUGGCUGGAGCGAGUGUGAACCUGGCAUCUGGCGAAUGUCACCUUACCCAGCCCGCGCUUCCCUGUCUCCAUACCAACCGUUCUGCUCCAGCCACCUGCGGGGGGGUGGCAGCCAGCGCCUUUGGGGAGGAGGCGAGCUCGCCGCGGGCUCGCCGCAACCUUUCCGCACCUCUCCCCUCCCCGCUCGACCCCCCCGGGGUGCCGAGUGCCGUGCCAUAUAAAUCCACCCCGACCGCCCCGCGCUCCUCGAGCCGUCGCCAGGCACAAGGGAUGCGCCCAGGAGAUGUGGCGGUGCUGACCCUGCUCAUGCAACCCCAAAAUCACGUUAUUGCUCGCUCUGGGACUCAGUUUUCCCUCGGGGACGGAGGGCUGAGGGCGCAGCGAGCCCCUGCCCCUGCCCGUGCCGGUGCCCCUGCUCCCCGCCGAGCCCCGGUGCAGCUGCGGCGCAGGAGGGAGGCCGGCCUCGCUCCACCCCAGCCUCCGCGGCGAGGGCCUCUUCCAACAGCUCUGCACAUUUUCCUGGACUGUCCCUCUUCCCUGCGACCAGAUGUUCUCGCCCUCCUCCUCCUCCUCCUUCCCUCCUCCCCGGCAGGGUCCGGGCGGGAGCCAGCCCGAUGUGGCCGCCUGGGGACACCGCUGGCCGGGUCCCCCCCCUCCUGCCCCACACCUGGCUGGGGGCCAGGGCUGAGCGGUUUGGGGACGGGGACAGCAAACGGCGCGGUCCUCCCGCGCGGCUCAGCCCCACACCGCAGCACUCCGGCUCCCCCCGUGCUCCCCAUCCGGGCUGGAAUGGCCCCAAACGCCGCAGGGAGCUGAGCAGGGACGGGGAUCCCACACGCGUCGGGGUCAGGACCGCAGCACCAGGGCCUCGUGCUGGAGGGGAUGCUGGAGUAUUUGGGGUGCUGGAAUAUUUGGGAUGCUGGAGUAUUUUGGGGUGCUCGAGCACAUUGGGGGUAUGCUGGAGUAUUUGGGAUGCUGGAGCAUUUGGGAUGCUGGAACAUUUGGGGGGAUGCUGGAAUAUCUGGGAUGCUGCAGUAUUUGGGGGUAGCCUGGAGUAUUUGGAGGAUGCUGGAGCAUUUCAGGGGCUGCUGGAGUAUUUAGGGGCUGCUGGAGUACUUCGGGGACGCUGGAACAUUUAGGGGAAUGCUGGAGCAUUGGGAUGCUGCAACAUUUGGGGGAACGCCGGGCUGCUGGGGAGGAUGCUGGGACUGUUUGGGAGCAUUGGGGCGAUGUUUGGGAGCCUCGCGCCGUGCUCCUCACCCGUUUGUGCUGGGGCUGGCAUGAAAGGUGAUGGGAAGGGCUGCGCACACACGUGCAAGCCCCUCAUGGGUGCACACGCGUGUGCAAGACCCAGCCCGAGCCAUCAUCAGCCACGUGGCCGCCGCUCGAGGCCGCAGCAGGAACAAGGGCCGGAGGGGCCGGAGGGGCCAGGCGCGAGCACCGCUCCCCGCCGCAGUGUGUAAUUUCAGCAGAGCCUCAGCGAGGGGCAGGAGCAAAUCGACCUUUUCACCCGUUUUCCUACCGGGGGGAUUGCAGCCUGUUUCCUGUUAAACCUCGCCGAGAACCGGCUCCAUCCUGCUGGCGAAGGGGGGGGGGAUCUGGGGGAGCCCCGGCCGAGGGGGGCUUGGGUUUCCCUCCCCGCCCGCUGCCCGGACCCGUGGCGGCUCCUUCGUCCCGCUUCGUCCUCCUCUUCCUCCUCCUUCCCCUACCGCUGUUCCCGUGCGAGGCUUCGGGCGCCUUCGGCAGCCCGGGGAGCGGGGAGGCAACGUGGAAAAUUGCUGCGAGGAAGGAGCCGAAGGCGGGAGUGAUAAAUAUUGAAAGGGUGGGAUUUCGAUGUAGGCUGCAACAGCUGUGCUGGUUACAGUGUCACACUAUCUCUCCACAGGUUUACUGACCCAUUUCCAUUCACACGGCUGCCAGUAUCUUAGCAACUGCAACAGUCCCCCAAGAACAGGCAUAUUGCCUGCUAUUAGUGACUGCUGCAACUGUGUCAAGGUUAGCUCUCUCCCUCCAAGCCCUGCAGGGUUUGUUUUCCGCCCAAAGCCAGCGCAGGCUGUUUCGUGGCACAGCCCCGGGGUGCCCGCCGAGGGUACCCGGUGUCCCCCCGGCCCCAAAAGCAUCCCAACGUGGCCCCUCUUCCCGGGGCUGGCGGCCCCGCGGCGUGCUGGAGGGGUGCUGGAGGGGUGCAGGAUGGGUGCUGGGUGCUGGGAGGGGGUGGGGAGGGUG
Molecule: messenger RNA, 5495 nt
Organism: Cygnus olor (mute swan)
Lineage: Eukaryota; Metazoa; Chordata; Aves; Anseriformes; Anatidae
Exons: 2
Coding region: 691-2205 (504 amino acids)
Source: RefSeq, a predicted model, not a curated record